AUGGACGCUUUCGGACUCCCCAUGGCCUUUGGCAAGAAAGCCAAGACUGGUCCUGUUAACUUAUCAGCCAAAGUCGCAACCACAAAAAGAAGCGAAGUCGUCCUCUCUCCUCCUCCUCCUUCUCCCCCCGCUCAAAAGCCCGAGAUCAAAGCGGUGUCCCCGGAGCCUGGACCCUCACAGCCUGUAUUCACAGCUUCACAGGACGAGUCGGACGACGAGGAGAUAGGACCUGCGCCCCCGUCGAACGGGAAGCGGAAAGCCGACGAGGACGGAGGACAGGAUGAGGGGGAUGAAUAUGGAGAGGAGGAUGAGGAAGAGGAAGAGGUGGAUCGGACGCCUAUAUCACAUGAGAUCGUCUUGAAAGAUCAUACGAAGGUGGUGACCGCCCUUGCUGUGGACCCUCCAGGUGCUCGACUGGCGACGGGAUCACAUGACUAUGAUACCAAAUUGUGGGAUUUUGGAGGAAUGGACGCUAGAUUGAAGCCAUUCAAGUCGUUCGAAGCCAAUGGGAAUUAUCAUGUCCGCGACCUUGACUACUCUCUGGACGGACAACAUUUGUUGAUCAUUUCUGGCACUGUCCAGCCGAAGAUCUUCAGUAGAGACGGAGAUGAGGAGAUCGAGUUCAACAAGGGGGAUGUUUACUUGAGGGAUAUGAAAAAUACUCAAGGCCACACAGCUGAAAUCAACGCCGGAUCAUAUCAUCCUUUGGACAAGACACAAUUCUUGACCUGUUCGAAUGACUCGACCUUACGAAUAUGGGAUGUGGCCAACAAGAGAAAACAAAAACAAGUGAUAGUAGUCAAGUCAAAAGAGCGAGGGGCUAGAACACGAGUGACGGCUUGUGGGUGGAGUCAUGAUGGUAAAAUGGUAGCUGGGGCAUGCCUCGAUGGCACGUUACAUAUCUGGAACACAUCGUCAAAUUUCGCCAGAUCUAAUCUAUCCAACGAAACCGCUCAUACGAAAAAUACCGAGACAACAGGCCUCGCUUUUGCUCGGGAUGGUCAUAGGAUAACAACGAGAGGAGGGGAUGAUACUGUCAAACUGGCCUCAGAUCUAGGGAAUAUAUAUCCCGAUACCAACGUCAUCUUCUCACCUGAUGAUCGAAUUGUUUUAACGGGUACUGCUGCGCCAAAAGGUCAGAAAGGGAGUUUGGUAUUUCUUUCUGGAGAUGAUCUGGCGGUGCAGAGAAAGUUACCUCUUGGAGAAGGAUCGGUAGUGAGGGUAUUGUGGCAUUCGAGGAUUAAUCAGAUCUUUGCCAGUCUCAGUACAGGAGCUGUCCAUGUCCUUUACUCUCCUCAUUCAUCGAUCCACGGCGCGCUUCUACCGCUUGCCAAAAUGCCCCGUACAGCCCCUCGAGACAUCUCAUUCUCCGUCGCCGACCUCAAUCCCGUCAUUUACACACCCGAGGCUCUGCCAAUGUUCGCAGAUAAAAAAUACGGUGAAUCGCUACAUCAGAAGGAGAAGAGGAGUAAGAAGUUCAAGCCGAUGGAACCUGUCAGCGGUGUGGGCAGAGGGGGGAGGGUGGGGGGAAGUACGACACAAGGUUUCGUACAGUCGUUGUUUUCUGAAAAGAUUGAUCCGGCGGAGGAUCCUCGGGAAGCUCUACUCAAGUAUGCGGAAAAGAAGGAGAAAGAGAAGGAGUAA
Messenger RNA from Tremella mesenterica DSM 1558, 1644 nucleotides. RefSeq lists its product as uncharacterized. Gene Ontology annotation, cellular component: nucleus; site of double-strand break. Gene Ontology annotation, molecular function: protein binding. Gene Ontology annotation, biological process: regulation of DNA double-strand break processing. The record is from RefSeq and is a predicted model, not a curated record. The transcript has 11 exons. NCBI's taxonomy places the organism in Eukaryota, Fungi, Basidiomycota, Tremellomycetes, Tremellales, Tremellaceae. Bases 1 to 1644 code for a protein of 547 amino acids.